AUGCUCGCAGACAAGGACUUUGGCAUCCACACUAUCUGCUCUGUGGGUUCCAAACUUGUGAAAGACCGUGGCCGCGAUCAAUAUAUGGCCAAUGUCGCUCUGAAGUUCAAUCUCAAGCUUGGCGGUAUCAAUCAGAUCGUUGAGAACAGGAACCUUGGCAUCGUCGACGAGAACAAGACAAUGGUUGUCGGCACCGACGUGACACAUCCCUCACCAAGCUCCUCCUCCAAUGCGCCUUCUGUCUCUGCAAUGGUGGCUUCUAUCGACAAGUUCCUAGGCCAGUGGCCCGCGACAUUGCGCAUCCAACACGCGAGGCAGGAGAAUGUCACCGACCUCACCGAGAUGUUCAAGUCUCGCCUAAACCUCUGGAAGACCAAAGGUACAACAGAAGAAAAGGUUAAUGUCGCUUUGGUUGCAAGAACAUAUGGUGUUGAUCCUUCAAAUCUCAGAAAACGUCUUCGCAAGGUUACCGGUCCAAAAGAAGCACAAUAUGACAAUCAACGACUAUUGAGCGGAGGGCAAUCUCAAGCACUUAUAAGAUGGAUAAAUCAUCUUACCGAGAAGGGCCUGCCACCUACGAAUUCGAUGCUGGCAAAUUUUGCAAAAGAUAUAUGUGGCAAAAAGCCUGGAAAAAACUGGGCUAGUCGCUGGUUAAAGUCUCAUUCAGAUCAGGUUAUUUCUCGCUAUUCUACGGGCCUCGACAUGGACAGGAAAAAAGGCAGGUAAAUCAUGGAAAUACGCGUUAUAUUUUAAGCUUCUUGGUCGGAAAAUAGAGCAGUAUAAUCUUGCUCCAGAACAAAUCUAUAGGGCUAGAAUAGUUACUACGUAGUAUAGACGAGUCUCACAAGUUGUUACAGAAACCCAUAAGAGGAAACUCGUAAGAUGUAUUUAAUAAUAUGACAGUUUCGUGUUC
This is a messenger RNA of Talaromyces stipitatus ATCC 10500, 913 nucleotides long. RefSeq names its product eukaryotic translation initiation factor 2C, putative. The transcript has 2 exons. The record is from RefSeq and is a predicted model, not a curated record. The coding region runs from base 1 to 726 and encodes 241 amino acids. Gene Ontology annotation, molecular function: nucleic acid binding. Lineage: Eukaryota; Fungi; Ascomycota; Eurotiomycetes; Eurotiales; Trichocomaceae.